Messenger RNA from Salvelinus sp. IW2-2015, 2607 nucleotides. Its product is annotated as neuroblast differentiation-associated protein AHNAK-like. NCBI's taxonomy places the organism in Eukaryota, Metazoa, Chordata, Actinopteri, Salmoniformes, Salmonidae. The record is from RefSeq and is a predicted model, not a curated record.
AUGGCAAAAGAGACAUGUGCCGAGGGUCUUGUUUUGAGCGGAGGAGGGAAGGAGGGCAUCUUCAUUAAGGAAGUGAGGCCAGAGUCCCCAGCCUCAAAGCUUCUUAGUGUACAUGAGGGUGAUCAGAUACUCAGUGCCACAGUGUAUUUUGACAAUGUUAAAUAUGAAGAUGCCCUUCAGAUAUUGGAACAUGCACAGCCUUACAAGAUGGAGUUACUUCUGAAACGCAAACCAAUAAAGAUAUCCACCCUUGAGAGUGAACCAGCCCUUGAAUUUACCCAAGUGGAACAAGGUUCCUCUCUGGAAAUGAGGGGACAUUCAAAGAAAAAAAGGCACGGUGACCGAAUCUCUUGGCCCAACUUCCCCUCCUUCAGCAAAAGUCGAAAGUCCCAUUUUAAGAGGUCUCACAGUACCGCAGAUGCAGAUGAUCAGAGGAAGCUGGAGCUGAGCCCAACAACAAGUGACACAGAGUCGCCUAUCAAAUCUCAGGAGGCUGUCAAGGGCAGGACAAAGAAGCAGAAGAUAAAGUUGUCAAGUCUAAAGAUGAAGGGCCGCAAGAGCAGAUCUGUUGAACAGUCGGACCAGGACACAGACAUACUAACUGUAGAAUGUGUGCAAGUUAUGGAAAUCCAACAGAGUCAAGAUGACAUAUACUCACCGGAUGGUCUAGAGAGCAUAUCAGGAGAAACACCUCAAGUAUAUGUGUUUGAAUCAGAAUCAGAAAAAAUGGAAUCCACCAAGAUAAAAAAUGAAUGCUCUCUUCCAGACCUGACAUGCUCGGAAACCAAACAGCACAAGGUAGAACUCAUCAGACUGGACAAAACUUUGAAAACCACAGACAUAACAGUUGCUUUUUCUGAUCAAGAAAGUUCCUUAACCAAGAAAUCUCUGGAGGAAAAGAAAAAGAAGAAAGAGAAGAAAGAGAGGUCAGAACUAAAGUUUAGGAUCAAGGGAAAGGAGAAAAAAGACAAACAGAAGCAAGACAUACAUGUAAAAUCAUCCCCAAAAAGCAUGAAGAUACCAGGAGCAGAUAUCAUAACAUCUGAUCUGUCUGCACAUGACAAUACCUUGCUGAUUCCAACUAUAGUAUCACAUACUAAGCUGGAGGAGCGUCAACUCCCAAUUGACAUGUCAUAUGUAGGACUUAUCAGGAAAUCCCCUCAGAUUGGACAAGAACGAGACUUGAAAGAAACCAAUGUUAAAACAAAUUUAAAUGCACAGGAAAUGCAUGCUAAGGUCACCAGUAUUACAAUGAAACCUGACUUGCAGAUGGAAAUACAGGCUUUAAAGUUACCUACAGAGACAAGCAUUGAUGACGUUUUAGUACAAAUUGGUACAAGGACUGCUACCAAGUUCAAGCUGCCAAGGGAGGACCUUGCUGACUUUGUUACUGACGAACGUAUAAAAAUGACAGACGUGAAGAUUGUAAAAAUGGAUGUGAAAAGCCUUAAAAUUGAGGAUAAGGGGUUGAAGAUACUUCCAAACCGUGAUGAUAUUGAGAUCCCAGGCAUGGAAGAUGCAUCAUCAACUGGCACCAAAACCCCAGUGAUCAAACAGCCUAAAACAGCAUUCACUCUUCCUGUUGAAGAAAUUCAGGCGCAGACUGUUCAGAUGGUUAUAGACGUUGACAGAGUUAAAGUGGCUGUCUCCAAAUUGCCAGGGUUCAAGCUGCCGAAGGGUGACACUGUAGGACUGCCUGCUCAUCAAGAAAUCACAAAGACAGAUGUGAAUGCAGAAAGAGUAAAUGUGACAGUAGAUACCACCCUGUCUAAAAUCACAGACAUAAAGGCACAGAUGGACACGUAUGUCAAAAAGACUGACAUAAAUGCUUCACCUGAAAAGUUGAGCAGGAGCUCAGUUACCACAAUCAAAUUGCCAAAGAACCAACUUUCUGAUCUAGGUGCUCAUGAACCUAUUACUAUGACAGAAAUAUACCAUAAAAAAAGAAAAGAUGAAGCUGGAAGGACCAAUGAGGUUGAAAUCCAAAUUGAACUCCAUAAACGAGAGGACGUAGAGAUACCUGGAAUGGAAAAUAUACAUCAAAAAGGAUCUCCCAACCAAGUGGAAAGGGUAAAAGAGUUGGCAGUACCAGUACCUGAGUGGCCAACCAUCAAAGCUGAGGAGUCAAAUGUUAUUCCUUACACUAAAGGAUUAGAUAAGAAGUCAAAGAAAGCAAAGAUGUCAAUGCCUGCUCCAAAUGUUGCCGUAGAUGUACCUAAUGUGGAAAAGGACAUUAAGGUUCAAGGAACUGAAAUACCAGAUCCAAAACUGACAAUGUCACAAAUUAACAUUGAAAAGCCAAGUGUUGAUAUUAAAGGUCCAUCUAUAGAUGUGGAUGUCAAUCUUAAAAAACGUGAAAUGUUCACUUUAUCAGAAUUCAAAGUGCAGGUCCAACCACCUAGCGUUAAACUCAAAGUGCCUUCUGGUGAAGUUGAAAUACCUGAGGGCGCGGCUAAGGAAAUUGAUGUAAAAAUGAAAAAGCCCAGGAUGUCAUUUGGAUGGUUUUCAAAACCAGAAGCGAAAGCACCUGAGGUUGAUAUCAGUCUUACAAACGUGGAUAUUUUGCUUCAGAAAGGAAGGUGGAGGUCAAAGAGCAGACAUGGAUGA